UUCGUGGUGUAAGGUACCGUUAUCGUCCUCACCAAAAACCUUCUCUUCAGUGAGACAAAGUUGAAAAAUAAUAUAAAAACAAAUUCAAUUAAAAACUACUUUUCAAGGAAACUCCAUCAAAAUAAAAGAAUUUUUGAUGGUAAUACCCUACCGUGGUGACAAACAUUAAAAAGACAUUUCGUGAGUGAAAUCGCUCACCGUGUAAGUGAAAAGCAAACGCAAAAAAAAAACAGUAAAAUGUUUGCCGGUGAAAAAAAAUCAAUUUAAAGUGAAAAUUUCUUCUUCCCGAAAAAAUUCAAUUCCGAAAACAGCUGGAGUUUAAGAAAAUCUUCUUCGAAUCACUUGAUUUUGACAGUUCAGUGAUUUGAUGCGGGUGAAAAGUUGACAUAUUGACAUAUGACAAAAAUUGGUAAAAUUAAAUGAAAAAGAAUAAAAAUCUGAGUGAAAAAAUAUAAUUUUUUAUUAAAAAAAUCGAGAGAAAAGAAAAACAAAAAAAAGACGACGAAGAAGUAGAAGAAGAAGAAAAUCUAAUACGAAUUUAGCUCACUCUCUCUAUCUCUCCAAAUUUUCGUGUCAUCUGCUAUCUCUGUUCAUCUGCUGGUCAUCGUGUAUCGGGUGUGUUUGUUUGACAACAGCAGCAGUAGAGCCGAACCAUAAAGUGGUGGAAUUCUCGUUCGUAACGUAUCGAACUGUCAAUGUUGUGUUUGUGAGAAAAUCUAACACACAAACACGUGACUUUCUUUGAUGAUGUUGCAGUUGCUUUAAAAGUGUGUAGUUGGAGAGAUUGCGCAAUUUAAAUCGUCGUGGUUUUUGUUGUUGUUGUCGUUCGUAGUUGUCGUCGUCGUCGUCUUUUCGCUUCCAUCGAGUGUAUCUAUCAGAUACGGAUUCAGAACUGCGUCUGCAUUCGCCGCCAGAGGUCGUCCGCGUCGCAUCGUGUAUUUUGAAGUUUCUUCACCAUCAUAAUACCGUACCGCGCCAACCAACUAACCAACCAACCAACGCAACGGAGCAGAAAACAUUUUUACGAGAUACACACAAUUUUGUUUGCCUUUGGUUCUCCCGUUCUUCGUUCGUGAUGCUAAGAUUGCCCUCACAUUAUAUCGUUGUGUGUGAGUUGAAUUAAGGUGCGUGUGGGUUUCGUUCGUUCAAGUUUGUGUGUGUGUGCGUUUUUUGUGUUUUUAUAAUUGACGGUCCGUCUUAUACGUCAGAAUUUAUUACAAUAUUUUACGACGGGCCUUUUGUGGAUCGGAGCAAAGUAAGAGCAAAAGGAAAGCAGCGUGUGUUUAUUUUAUUACUUUGCCCCUUCCAGUCACUUAUUUUUUGUUUUAUCGUGGUGUGUUUUACUGCUGUUUCGCCCGUUCACGACUCGUUUUAUUGUGGAUUACGCGUUCUGUGUGGUGUGUAUGUAUUGUGCAUACAUGCUCGCAGAUAAUUCAUCUGUGAACCUAAACAGCAGCACCAUCUCACACUAAUAAAAAAGUUUAAUAAUAAUAAAAUCGGUAUCGGGCUGAUAGCACCGAAGAAAGGAAGAAGUAGAAAUCGAAUAAGAAGAACGUAUACCGAAAGGUAGAGCAAAAAUUUAAAGAAACAGGCUUCAAAGAGGAAUACGAAAGAAAAUUAAUUCAUGGAUGGAUGCUUUAGUGGAUUUCAGAAAUAGCCCAGCAUAACUAAGGCUACUAGACCGCAUCUUCGUUUACCAAGACGAAGUUACAGCAAACACAAACAAAACAAAAUUCCUCUUCACGGUGCCUUAUCAUGCUAGAUAUGAUAGCCGACUACCAUAAAAGUAAUAUUUGCAAACGUGAAGAUAUCAGAGAUCAUCAUACAUCUUCAGCUUCACAAGCAUUAAAUUUAAAUGGAGCUAAUACAACAACAAAUUUCCAACAACAAUUGCAUCUUCAGUCCACUUCUUCAAGUGCUGCAAAUGCAAGAACUGUAACUACUUUAAAUCCAUUCACUCAAUCGACAAUGGACAAAUCUACAAUUGUCACGGCUGUUGGUUCUGCUUCAGGUAGUGAUGCUGUUGAAACAACAAUGAUGAAGCCUCCAUCAACAACAUCUUCAUCAUCAUCAGUAGAGCAUCAAAAACAACAACAACAACAGCAACGCCGUCAAAAGCUUAAAGUCAAAGAAUUCAAUGACGUUAUUGUGUGCAAUUUAUGUCGUGGAUAUUUGGUCAAUGCAACUUCGGUAGAUAUUUGCGAGCAUUCAUAUUGUCGAUCCUGCAUUGUGAAGUACUUGGAAACCGAUAGCAAUUGUCCAAAUUGCAAGCCACAAAUUCGAUUCAUCACUCUUAGCAAUUUAAGAUCUGAUGAUAUCCUGCGUACCUUGGUAUACAAACUCGUACCGGGUCUCAUACAACAAGAACGGGAACGCCAGUUGCAUUUCUGGAAAUCCCUAGAUUCGACAUCUGACUGUGAUAUGUUAAUGAUGGAAGAGGAAUUUAUUUAUCCUGCAGAACCAAUAAGUCUUUCACUGGAAUACCAUCCGGCAUUGCUGGUGUCUUGCAACAAAUCUCAAAUCCCACCAGUGAGAUAUCUGCAGUGUCCUGCUGGAGUGACAGUUCAUCAUUUGAAGCGAUUCCUUUGCUCCAAGUACGAUAUCGAUCCGGAUAACCAGAGGGUGGACAUUGACAUCAUCUACGAGGACGAAAUUUUGCCAGAAGAUUUCAGUCUUAUUGAUGUUGGCUAUUGCUAUAACUGGAAAAGAGUUGCUCCAAUGAGAUUUUGCUAUCGAAUUCUUUUGCAUAGCAACACGCCAGCGCCGGCAGUUUCUAAGACUACAACAACUCCGUCAACCACCCCCGCCACAACGAAGGUACUGGGGGAGAAUAAUCAAAACGAUUCGGGCAGUCCAGAGGCUAAACGUGCCAAAAAGGCACUGACUGACAGUGAAAUGAUGAUGGCACCUGCUGUGCCAAUGAAAACGGUGAGGUUCGUUGAACCUGUGAGGAAAGCUGACAAAAAUGGGGAGAACAGUAGGCAGGUUACCUAUUCGGUAUACAAAUCCAAGUCGCUAGAUAUGAAAGAUUCCACGCUUGGAUACAACAACAAUAAUAACAACAAUGAGAUGGAACGGGAAAAGAACGAGAGUAGUGGGGCCAUGAAGAUGAUCAUAGCCCGAAAGCAGAGCCCUAAACGUUCCAACUCCGAAGAGUCUGUUUACAACAUCACGAAUGACUUCAAGAGCCUUCGAAGCAAUGACAUGCGUUACAGUGACUAUGCAGUGACUUCAAAUUCGACCAGUGGCAGUGGUAACCUAAUACCGAAGACACCCAAGGACGAGUCGAAGCCUCCAUCGGUUUCCAAGUGUGACAUUGUGGUGAGUAUUCCACAAUCGCAGAUCCACCGUUCGCCAAACUCUUCCGAUGAAAGUAUGGAGAAUCUCUCAUUGGCCGAGCUGAAGACGGCAGGAAAGAAACCAUCUCCUUCGUCACCUGCGAACAGUCCACCAAAACCGAAGAACGUUCCUAAGCUCAAGAUUGAGUUGAAUAGCCCAAAGACUUCUAAAAUAGCCAUUCCGAAGCCGAAGUCAGCUGAGGUGCGGCAAGAACCGAAGAAGAUAUCCAAGCGUAAGUACUCCGUGGAUGAGCAACCUCUGCCGGAAAAGAUAGACUUGAAGACAUAUGCCAAGAAUAUUGGUUUGAAGCCAAUCGACCCCGAUAGACAAAAGGAUCCCUUGGAAUUGCCAAAACCAAAGACCAGCCCGGAUGCUUCACCAAUGUCGACUUCGUCAUCGGCCAGCUCGUCGACCUCGAAUGGAACAUUCACGUUUAUGGGCAAGGACGAAUACCCUUCAUUCCCUUCGUCGUCGUCACAUAAGAAACGCAAGAAGAAGCACUCGAAGGAACCCAAAGAUUCGAAUGGAAAACGCAGGAAAUUGCACGCUGAGAUAUCAUCACAGCCAGAGAAUGAGAGUCUCAAGAUGAAAGUCAAAAUUACCGGAAAUCAUCGGGCACACAAGGUCGAGAGUAGAAAAUCGAGCAGCAGCAGUGAUGAUGUAAUCGUCACAACGCCACCAACAAGCUUGAAGCUCCCUCCGCCAAUGCCGGCAGAGCCUACCAUGAACGGAAAACAUCAUACGAAGAAGCCCAAGCUAGCAUACUCUCCACCAUCAUCGACAACUCCAAGUGCACCCUCAAUUCCAUCAGGUGCAAGUAUGAACUUAUCGAGUGCAAUUCGACACGUUGAAUCUUCGAAAAAGCUUAGUCAAACAAGCAACAAGGACUCUGAAGGUUCUAAGAAAGAUUCAAAAUCAAAAGACACAAAAUUGAAAGACGGAAAGUCCAAAGAUUCCAAGACUAAGGAGUCUUCUAAGUCUUCAAAAGACUCAAAAUCAAGAGAGGGUCAUAGUCAAAACAAAGAGAUCAGUUCUAAGGAGAUCAAUUCAAAGGAGACCAGCUUAAAGGAGGCUAUUUCUAAAGAAUCCAUCAACAAGGAAGACAGUUUAAAAGAAACCAAUUCCUCCAAGGAAGGAAGUUCGAGGGACUUAUCGUCGAAGGAAGCUAAAUCAAAGCCCAGUAACGCUCCACAAAUUAUGACCACAAUUCACACGAGAAUUCCUUCGAAGCCCUCGCCACAGGUCUCAUCCACAGGCACUGUAAAGUCGCCGGUGCCUAUUUCUAAACCUCUCAGCAAUAUUCAGGAAAUGAAAAUACCGGCCUCGCCACCGCUUCCUCCUAGUCUCUUCAAAACAACCCCGCUUACCAUCACAACCCUAACACCCACAUCCACAACACCUGCCACUCCACCGCUUAAACCUGUGCCACGGGCUCCAGUGACCACACCCACACCUAACCCAACCCCGUCACUCCCGGUCCAACAGCCCAAUCGUAAUCCUCCGCCCUUGAAGCCACAAUUUGCUGUGCCCCAAGCUCCACCAAAACAAAUGCCCCAUCCCUCCCAUAAACUGAGUCCCAUCUCCUCGAUAGCCAGUUCGGCGCACAAGCAAGCAGCUCAGCUUAAGAGGUCUGCAAGUCUUGACGGACCCCAUCCGUCAAUGUUGACGAAGCAACAGAAGAGUGAGCAGGAUCGUCUGGUGCGCAAAUCAGCUUAUGGCCCCAUGUUCCAGACUCAGCAACGCCCCAUCAAGCCUUCAAACUCAGCGACUUCAUCGGCUUCAGCGAAAUCACACGACAAGCCUUUCUAUACCUCUUCCAUCGCCUCGAGCUACACUCAUGAAAUGAGCAAGCGCAAGCCGUUGCCAAUGUUGAUGCCACCUUCUUCGAUCAGUGUUACGAAAAUGUCCGAGAGUUUAAACGGAAAAUUCACACAUUCCUCAAGUUCUUCGGCUGUCACCAUUACAAGCCAGAAGAAGUCCUACACAAGUCAAAACAACAAUUCCAGUCAAAUAAGCCAAAAGCCGGCGCUGGAAAUUCUGAGGGUUCCUGCAGUUGGAUCAGCAUCAGAGCACCAGAAACCUGCAUCUGUGAAGUCCAGUCCACCAAAAGCGACUCGACCACCUCCGGCACCAAUUCCCUUGGUGAAGAUCAAAAAAUCCCAAAGCAGCCCCUCUGUGAGAUCACCCGCCCUAACAGUAAGCACAAAGAGCACAACUGGCCAUUCACAGGCUUCGCCACCAGGGCUUAUCAGCAUGCGAAGCAUCAUUCCCGCAAUCGUGGCCAGUAAAUCAGCAGCAACAAUUGCCGAAAACGCCCCCAAGCAACCCGAAAGGCCUUCAUCAGAAACCAAUGGAAAGUCGUCUAAGGAAAAGUCGACACAUUCCUCUUCAUCUUCGUCGUCGUCGUCGACCUUAAAAGAUCGCAGACCUUCAUCACGAGAUAACAGCGUGGAAAUUCUGGACCUGUCUGGAAAACAUUCGAAUCAUCAUCCCAAACCCCCAACACCUCCAACACCAACAGCUGGCAAUAGCCUCGAAGCAGCCCUCAAUAAAAUCAAACAAAACAUGACUUCGAGCACGGUUCCCGACAGCAUUGCCGCCUCGGCGAAUAAGUCUUCAAAACUGGAGUCUUCAACCGACGACCUGCAGAACCUCCAUUUGCUCUCUGAAUCGGCAACAAAUCGCGAAAAAAUCGCCAUCAAAACUCUCCCAAAGUUGAACGAGAUCUCCAAAGUUCGAGCCGCACAAACUCCGGUUCGCCAGCAAAACGCCUCAGUUCGAAACAUUCCGAAUCCAUCGGCGCUGGCUUUCCGAAAUCAACCCCAGAUUCCUAUGCUCAACAGUAUUAACAGCUUACCAUCUUCUCCCACUCCAACCUCCCCCACCACUACUGGAGUAGUAUCAGUGAAGCCCGAAUUCAAAGCCCCAACACCACCAAAUAACAGCCCCUCGAGCAGUACAAACCCUGGAUCUCCGCCGAGGCUAAAGAAGAAUCUAAAUAUUGAGCAAGUUGCCGCUAAUCUUAAUAUGAGAGCAGCUGCGGCCGCUGAUAAAUCAGAGGCUCAAGCAACAGCAACAGCAACACCAACACCUGGACCAUCAUCAGCUCCAUCGAGUGUUUCUACAACAAGUGUGACGAAUUCUUCAUCGAGUCGUCCAUCGAGCUCGGGCCCAGCUGAUAAUUUUUCAAAUAAACCAGCUGCUAAAACGACACUGGCGACAUCGUCAAAUGUGGUUUCCUCAUCCUCGUCGGCUUCACCAUCAAUGGCGAUAAGCCGAGAGCCUGCACCAGUACCAACUCAACCGAAGACUUCAUUCAAGAGUAUUUCUUCACUGGUUGCUUCAUCUUCAUCAAGUUCGACUGUUAGCGCUGGGACAGCUUAGAUUUAAGGAUACACUGCAUUGUUAAAAGAGAUCCUUUUCCGCAAUACAUAUAUAUAAAGAGAGAUACCUACAAAAGAGGCAUACAUAUUAUCAUAAUUUUUUUUUCGUCCUUCUUCCUUCUUCGGAACUCAAACGAUAAAUGGAAGAAGGAAUUGUAGUAUAGAACAAAAACAAAAAAAUAAGAAGAAGAAGAGAAAGAGAAAGACUCAAAAUCACUUGACAUGGUUAAAAGGACACCCUCAUAUAUGCAUGAUAGACACAAAUACAUAGAGAUACACGUCAUCCACUGCACACCCACAACUUUCGGCUACCAGUUACAUACAUCCUCGUCCUAGAACCAAACCCGUGUAGAAAGUAUGUUUUUUGUUAUCUUCAUCGCAUCGAUAAAAAGGAGCAUUUGUGGGGGAGGACGAGCCAUUUAGUUGGAUUUACAAUAAUUUCUUCAAGGACUAACAAAAGUGUAUCGGCAACUACGGCUCUACUAGAAGGAAACAGCAGGAGGUACAAAAACUAAAGUAUAAAGAAAUCAUAUUGUGGUUUGCCGUAUGCCCAAAAGGAUACAAAAUAAAAAAGAAAAAGAAAACGUGUGUAGUGGCACAAGGAUAUUUUAUUGUUAUUUUCCUUUUUUCUUGAAUUUUAUACCUUUUUUGUUACGAUAUUUCCUUCCCAAAAAUAACUUUAUCUAUCGAUUUUACCUACUUUUUAUUUUUAAACAACCUCAAUUCUACGCCCCAUAUUAUUUGAUCUGUUAUCUAGUUAUCUAUACAAGUCUAAGCAUAAAAUUAUAAAUAUAUUAACACAAAAUAAUCAUUUAAAUUAUAAGUUUUUUGUUUUGUUUUAAUUUACUAAAAAAAAAAUAAUGUGAUGUGUAGCACAUCAAAUGUACUGGCACAACCCUCUUUAAACAAAUAAGAACAAAAAAGUAAUAAAAUUAAAUAAAUAAAAACAAUAAAACAAACAAGAAAUGUGUAAAUUAGAUUAGAUUUAUAGUGUUUAGCAUUUUAGCAGAUUCAAAAACAGGAUAGAGAUACAAAUUAUAUAGUGAAAGUGUGAGAUACAAUAAAAAUGAAAAAUAAAUAAUAAUAAUAAAAUCCAAGAGAUACAUUUUAACACCCAGUGUUGGUUGUUCUAUUUUGUUUUUCUUGGUAUCUAUCUAAAUGUUAAUAAUAAAUAAUAAAAUAAAAUUCUCUCUCUACAACUACUGACACACUUAUAAAUAUUUAAAUUAAAACCACUCAACUUUGGCGGGAAAAAUAUCAACAACAACAAAAUAAAAAUUAAAAUAUAAUAAUUCUGGUGUCGGCGGCGACGUCGAGCGGCAUAUGAAAUAAAUUAAUUUAUUUAUGUUAUUUCGUAUUUUAAUUUGUUAUCGCUUUCUCGGCCAUGUGAUUUGUUUCAAGUGUCAGUUAGUUGUUGAUUAACAAAAAAUAAUAAUAAAAUAGUUUAGAUGAAGAGAGAGGGCAACGAAUGAAUGAUAAAUUAAUUUGAUU
Molecule: messenger RNA, 8213 nt
Organism: Eupeodes corollae
Lineage: Eukaryota; Metazoa; Arthropoda; Insecta; Diptera; Syrphidae
Gene: Su(z)2
Product: protein suppressor 2 of zeste
Exons: 7
Coding region: 1756-6723 (1655 amino acids)
Biological process (GO): negative regulation of transcription by RNA polymerase II
Cellular component (GO): PRC1 complex
Molecular function (GO): promoter-specific chromatin binding
Source: RefSeq, a predicted model, not a curated record